Messenger RNA from Thamnophis sirtalis, 2168 nucleotides. NCBI's taxonomy places the organism in Eukaryota, Metazoa, Chordata, Lepidosauria, Squamata, Natricidae. The record is from RefSeq and is a predicted model, not a curated record.
AUGAGCCACAGCACCAAUUCUCACCUGGCUGAUUCUCCUCGGCUCUCCAAGAGGAGCUUACUCAGCAUCCUUGGGAGCCCGCAGCCUGAAAGGAUGAGCUUGUCGGACUCCAUGUCUCCUACCCCAAAGAGUGGCACUCCUUCCCCUGGCCCAUCGCAGCUGCCCCUGUUGAAUUCCACCUGCCACGACAGCGACUGGGAGAGCCGGGAAGAGUUGCGCCUGCGAGAGCUUGAAGAAGCCCGGGCUCGAGCUGCCCAGAUGGAGAAGACCAUGCGCUGGUGGUCCGACUGCACCGCCAACUGGCGGGAGAAGUGGAGCAAGGUCCGCGCGGAGCGUAACAAGGCCCGGGAGGAGGUGCGCCAGCUGCGCCAGAAGCUGGAGACCUUGAGCAAGGAACUGACCAGCCUGAAGCGGGAGAAACAGGAGGCCCUCAAUGAGAACCAGCAGCUGGGCAAGGAGGUCGCCCGCCUGAAAGGAGAAGAGAAGGAAGAAGAGAAGGAGAAAGAGAUGGACAACCGCAUUGUCUCCGAGAAGGAGAGCGAGGCGUCUCCGGAACAGGAACCAGUGCGGGAUGUGGGCUCUGAGAAGGAGGUGAAAAAUAAGUUUGCUCUGCUACGAAUAUCAUCAUCUGCCAUGAUAUGUGGACAGCAAGCCAUCUGCUCUAUCAACCCAAAGAUGGAGUUUGGAGAUUUAAUCCAGGCUGAACUGGCAUUUCAGCUGAACAUUCUCAAGGAGAUUCACCAGGAUGAGCUGGGACGCAUCUCUGAGGACCUAGAAGACGAACUGGGGGCUCGCUCAAAUAUGGACAAGAAACUGGUCGAGUUACGGUCAGAGAUGGAGCGUCUCCAGGCUGAGAACGCAGCCGAAUGGGGCAAGCGAGAACGGCUGGAAACAGAGAAGCUGAAUCUGGAACGGGAGAAUAAGAAGCUGAAGGCCCAAAUCGAAGAUCUGGAAGAAAUCCUGGCUCGGAAGCGGAGACAAACCACCUGCGCUCUUGACACGGAUUUCAAGACCAUCCAAACGGAGCUGUUUGAGAAGAAUAAGGAGUUGGCUGACCUGAAGCACGUCCAUGCCAAACUGAAGAAGCAGCACCAGGAGAAGAUGGCCGAACUGGGCCACACGACGCGGCGAGUGGAGCAGCAUGAGGGAGAAGUGAAGAAGUUGCGCUUGCGGGUAGAGGAACUCAAGAAGGAGCUGGCUCAAGCGGAGGAUGAGCUCGAUGAGGCUCAUAACCAAGCCCGCAAAUUGCAGAGGUCGCUGGAUGAGCAGACGGAACAGAGUGAAAAUCUCCAAGUGCAGCUGGAACACCUGCAAUCCAGACUUCGCCGACAGCAGAACCUCCCUCUUUUUGGGAAGAUCCGUGGGUCACGCUUUGGUCCGGACGAGCCCGGAGAUUGUACCAGCGACUUGGAUGAAGACGAAGACUUGAAAAUCCAAGUUCCAUAGCAGCUGGUUGACCAACUCUGGAGUUACUGAAGGUUACAUCUUGAAAGGAACCAGGAAGUUAUGGAGCUGAGCCCAGUGGCUCUUGCGGGAGAUCGUUCCUUGUCCCACCUUAGAGCUUCUUCCUCCACCUGACUUGACAGAUGAUCAACGUGCUCUAGACAGAGGACAUCAGCUGUCAUGCGCUGGCCUUCCUCAGAAGAUUCAUGGAGAAGUUCUGAGAAACUUUCUUGAAAGUCAUACCCCUGUUUCUCCUUUUUCUUCUCCUAGGUCAGCCCCAAUCCAUCAAACACCAUUGAGACUAACAGGAGCAAAAUACUAUAAGCUUCCCAGAAUCCAAAGAAAUGGGAAUCACCUCCUCCUGUCCUAGAGCGAACAUGUUUAGCCACACCUCUUGCAGCCUUAAUUUCUCUCCCACUUAAAGAUUCUGCAAAUGCUACUUUCCUUGAAGUUAGUUGUGUGCAAUUCCAAUUCUUCAGAUCCAUGAUUUGGGGAUGAGCUCACCUGAAACAGCAGGCCAAGGGGGGAAUCAAAAUGUGGGAGAGAACAAGGCAGGUUCUCUGUUACUAAAGAUCCCACUGAGUCCCCCACCUCUUUCCCAAACCAACCACUUCAAAAUCUUCUGACAUACCCGUCCCUCCAUAUCUCAUGAGGUCUCAAGAGAAGGCAACGGAAGCACCAGAAAAUCUGAGAGGUGGAUUUUUCCAUCUUGUUAGCCUACCUUA